Molecule: messenger RNA, 6285 nt
Organism: Odontomachus brunneus
Lineage: Eukaryota; Metazoa; Arthropoda; Insecta; Hymenoptera; Formicidae
Gene: gukh
Exons: 11
Coding region: 1383-6005 (1540 amino acids)
Source: RefSeq, a predicted model, not a curated record
AGUCGCGUUGUUUAAUUUAACGCGCGCGGAGAAGUACGUCGUGCUUGUGAAGCGACUAAGGGAUUACGUCGAAUGAACGGCUCUCUCUAAAGCGGAUGGUCCCGCGGACUUUAUGGAUGGCUCUUCUUUCGUUCCUGUGUAUAUGAGUUCCCGAGAUGAUAGUAAUGACUGCGCGGAUGCGAUGUUGUCUGUAUAAACACGGCUGAGGUUUCCAAUAGCGAAGCUAAAUGAUGAGCGCACGCUUUGAAGAGAUGUAUUUAAUCAUCGAUAAAAUAUCACUCGGUGCGAAAUCUCCGAAAGUUCCUCGAAGAACUUCGAGCGGGAAAUGAAAAAUUUAUUUUAAAAUUAAUUCAAUUAUUAAAAUUAAUUAGAGCCACAUGUUAAUUGAAUUAAAAUUAAAUUAUGAAAUAUACAAAUUUAUUAGGACAUUAUUUAUUAAAUAAAUUUUUUUACCCUUGAGUCUCCUACUUCCAACUUUAGCUGUAUUUCCAAGUGGGAAAUCGAUCUCAAUAAGAUCCUAAAAUAUUUUCUGUAGUUGGGAUAAGAUUCUCAAUUUGCAUCGUAAUACGAUACACCUAUUUGGAACAAGUCUGGACAAUCAGGAUUUAGCUAUACUUGGAAAUAUUUGGGAAAUUUUCGGAGGGGAAAUGGAAUUGCCGAUAUAUCGGAGUGGGAUAUCCAAUUUUGAGGCAAAUCAUUUUAAUCUAUCUGUGCUGCAUCUGGCAAAAGCCUGAGAAAUUUCUACGCGAAUGAUAACAUCCGCACGGCGUAGCAUUUCGCUCCCGUGUAAAACUGAAACCGAUAAUCUUCGAUAAGUACACGCGGCGAAAAAUAUCCUCGCUCCAAGGAUUGAGUUACGGGAAGACGGUUGACCGGCGACGGCGGUGUCGUUCACUUCCGCCGGUCUUAAUCGGAUUACUCGGCGACUCUUGGCCGCCGAUAACGCUGCCUGCCAACUCGAAGGAUGCGAUCUGAACCCCCGUACGAUCGAAUGUCGCAAAAUAAACAGCAGUUUAUCACAGCGGGACGCGUUUGUCGAGCUCGAGCACGCCGCUGCAGCUGCGCGAUAAUUGCAUCGGUGCUCGUUUUCGCGAACGACGCACGACAACCGUCUGAAACACGGCCGCGAAUCGCGGUUCGGUCUGUGUCGUCCAUUAAGAACUCGAACUGGUUUAUCACCUGCCAAGUUGAACGGACCACGCUGAGCGGAAUCGGAUAUCUGCACUUUCGCGACGAGGACGGAGCAUUUUCAUGUCACGAAUAAACCACUGACGGGGCUAUUCACGCCGGAUACGAGGCCAAAGGCGUUGAAGGAACUAUACGAGCUCGCUGCCAUAGUCGCCGUUCGAAGUUUGGAUUCCUUGAGGAGGGAUGGCAGCUCGAUGGAUAUGUUUCUUUGCACACCCGUACUCGGUAAGAGAAGGCGGGACCAGAGCCUCGACAUCGAGUCUAGAGUCCCGGCUGCUAUCGAGGAUCUGCGAAGAUGGACGUCCGCAGAGGCGCUCGGCGACGUCACCGUACCGCCGGACUGCAUGUCCAGGAUCCUGGGCGACACAACCAGCGACGACGCCGUCGAUCACAAGCUACCAAGCCCCGAGGAACAGGUUCAGGCUAUCGCGCUCAAAUUCCCGGCGGAAAUCGUGGCGGUGGAUGUGAGCGGACGAGGUUUCGAAAGAAUGUCGACGAGGAGAAGGUCCUUGCUGUCAGGACCGGCGGAAACUCAGGAAACGACAGUGAAGAGGCGAUCACGACCACGCAGGCCCAGGGGAAAAAGACGAAACACAAUCGCUGGUACCGAUCAGAAGGAGAUUCGGCAAGCCAUCGGAGGGGAGACAACCGGCGACGAACCCGAGGAGACGAUGCCGAAUGCCACGCCGAGAGCCCAUCGCUCAGCGAGCACGGACAUCCUGGGUUCCACGAAGAAGGACUCGCCCACGGAAAAGAAGUCACACUUCAAUACGUUGAAGGCGUGGGGCAUGUCCCGACUGAAGUUGAUUAGCCCGAGAUCGAGUCAGCAGCAACAGCAACAACAACAAGAAUCGGCGGUUGUCGCGUCUAGCACAGAAAGGGACGAGCAGACUCAAGGCCAGACGAGGUCGCCGGAAGAGAUCAACAUCUACGAGACGGUGACGACGAGACGAAGAAGGGACAAGUCGCACGAGAGGAAGCCCAGUUCGUCCAGUUCGAGUGGUAAGAGCACUGCCAGUAUACCGGUGUCGGUGCCGAGUACAGACAAACAGCCGAGCGUGAAAUUGCGCGAGAGUGCCGCCCAGAGGCGAGAGAGACGGAAGGGCAGCAACCGCGACGACGCUCCGCACUCAAGCUCAGGGAACUGGAGCGCCUCGUCCGAGAGCGGAAGGGCCAGCAUCGGCAGUGAGACUACUACUACCACACAUCAACCCAGGUCUACGACAACUGCUUCGAUUGGCACGUCUUCCACUUCUUUGAGUCACAUGAGGCGACUCAAAGGAAGGGAUACGUCGGCCUCAUCCUCAGUAACGUCUGAGGGUACCUUAACUCCGGAUAUCAUACAAGAUAUCACGGUGGUACCAUUUUCUGACGACGGUGAGACAUCCUCUGUGUAUUCCUGCGACACAGAAGGGUACUACACCUCGUUCCACAUGGAUUCUGGUCUAAAAACACUUAGAGAGGAAGAACCUGUGCCACAAAGCCCUUUGACCAAAUCCAACGAUAUCAGCUCUGAUCCUACCUCGCCGGUCAUCGAGAACGAGUAUGAACUAUUCGGCAGAGGAUCGACUUCUACAACGACCAGUUCAGCCGGAACGGUUUGCACCGCGUUGAUGGCACCACCUCCCCCGGAACGCAAGUCCAGUCUCACGGUUGUUGCUAUGGUCCACGGUCAAAAUCAGAACGGCGGCGAGUCACCAGAUAGCGGACACAACACAUCAUCGUCACCAGUCGAAUCCGCCUCGAGUCCAGCCUGCACAGGUCGAUCAUGCUCCGAAUUCGAAUAUUCAGAGUCGAGCGAUCUGGAAGGCUGCGAACGUAUUGAAAGGAUUCGCUCGAAGACGGCGAUCACUAGCAGUCGAAUUCCCUCGAUGUGUGUGAUCACACCACCUGGUUCCGACGACGAACACACGCGAGAAACAGAACAAAGCGAGAAGAAAAAGAACGACCCGAGACGGUCCGAUCUUCAAAGUGGCGGAUCGGUGCUGAUGUCCGCCACCGUUGGCACCUCCAAGAUGGAGGUUAUCAACGGCCAAGACAAGAAUUUGUACGCCACCGUGCAGGUGUUGCCAGUCACAAGCGGCAACGACAGGCCGCUAACAACCAGCCAGCCGUCGAUGAAGAUCAGUCCACUAAGCGGUGUUCUGGGGAAACUUCGUGGCGUGCUUCCGGGUAGGAAACAACCCACGAAGAAUGGCGCUAUACAGGAGUUGUCGAAUCCAGACUCCGGCGACUAUGUGACCAUAGCCGACGUGAGGAACAACAACGAUAAGCGUCCGGGCCCACCCUCGUCGUCGUCAUCAUCGUCAUCGGGCAUGACUCCUGUCCGACCUGCCGCCACCUACGCUAAUUCCGACAUCUUCAAGAAGGACGCAGAAUACGUGAGCUUAAGCGAGCUGCCGAAAAAGCCAGAUUCCUCGCUGGAAAGGAAGAGGCAGGGUGCUCGCGUCACUCUGGAUUCUGAGGGAAAGGUCGUGUACUCGUCGGACAGCUUGAAGAGGAGGAAAGGAGCGCAUACAACGUUCAAUCCAGGUCCCUUCGUGCGGGAAGGCGUGUCACCUAGCCCGUCGCCGUUGCUGCAUCGCGCAAUGCCGAACAUCCGUGCCGUGCCAAAGAGCGGAGACGCCGUGGAUGGUUUCAGUCGAUCCACGCCGCCAACGUCUCCACAGCUGGGCAAACUGAUCAUACGGGCAGCGCGGAGUCCGGAUCGCGCGGCCAGUCCGGAUUACGUACGCACGCCGGCAACCGUGGUCGGUCCUACGAGUCCGACCAGUCCCCACAGACAAGUCCGCGGGGCUUACGUCAACGUGCAAGGCGACGAAGACAACCCUUUACUCAGCAUACCACCGGCGGAAUCGAUACCGCCGCAGGCGAUAGUCCAACCGCCACCUUACGUCGCUCCACCGCCACCUGCGGAAGACCAGCAGAAGUCGCAAAAGUAUCAGGAGAUUCUGAAGGACUCGCAGCCGAGUCUACAAGCAUAUCCCGACAACGAGAAACAGCAACUGAUCACAACUGAGCGAAAGCAGACUUAUUCGCAGGAUAUCUACGAUCCUCGCCCGAACAUCCAGCAAUAUGACAGCUGCAGGAGUCUCCUUGAACAACCUCCGCAGCAGCGGAUGUCGAACUAUGAGUACCAACGAGCGACAAACUAUCAGACAGUGCACAUGCACAACGCGAGGAACCAGCAGCUCUGCUCGUCGGGCAGAGACAUCAACCAGCAGUUCUACACCUUGCCGACGAGGAGACCUCAACGAGAGGUCGAUCCGCCGCGCAGCGUCACACCGGACAUCACGAGAGGUCUAGGACGCGGUUCCCUUAGCGGGAUGCAUGUAAUGGCAAAGCAGGGUCAGAUGAUCGCUGAGAACGAGCAAGCCCGAUACGGCUCCUAUGCGGAUUUAGGAAGCAGGAACUUGGAGCAGCAGGAGGCGCGGGGCAGAUAUGUGCAGAGUCAACCGCAGUCGGUUGUGGAUGUCAGAAACAGGUUCGCAACGCCUCUAAGCCUAGCUGCACUCGGAUAUCGAUUCUUCGCAUCCUCGCCCGCCAAUGAUCCUCUUACGAAGUCUCCUAACGCGGACAUCCUCAAGAAUAAUCAAAUUUCGCCGAUCGGCCCUGUCUACGGUAACAGUUUCAAAUCGUCCACUCCCACUGGACGAUCGGCGCCAACUGUAGCGGAACGUCUAGCUCUAACUGCUGCUGAUAAUUGCGCAUCGCCAGCACCAAGCUCCUCCGGUAGAAGCACUCCUGUCCAGACCUCUUCCGGUAGAAAUACACCAACGAAUCUAAUCCUGUCGCCCACUAAGAGUACCAUGUCUAACGAGGAAUUGUUCGCCGCGAUUCACAAGUCCAAGAAGCGACUCAACAUCAAACUCAACGAGGAUAAUGAAAAUUUGUCACCUCACGGUUCAAUGAACUCCUUAGUGAAGACACCGGCUGGCACCAGACACAGUUGGAGUCCGGAAUCUCAAAAAGCUCCAGAGAUACCGACCACUGUUCAGUCGCCUACGUCGCGAAUGGACUUCAAGCGUUUGCUCCUUCAGCAAAGCGUGAAGACGGGUCCUAUGCGACGAUCAGCGGCGGAACAAUUACAACUAUCGCGUAACCAGUGUCAGCAACAACAGCAACAACAAUCAUCGCCGACCGCCCAUCAGAGUCCUUUGGCCAAGGUUCUAAGUCCUCGCUCGGUCUGGAGGUUUCAGACGCCAAGAACAGAUGUACUUUCCUCUACCAUAAUCGAAGACACCGCGGCGGAGGAGAAAGCCAUGAAACCUUCACCGGAAAACACCUCACCUAUCUCAAGGCUGAACUUCAAGAGGCAACUAGACCUCUGCUGCGACUUACCGACUCAUUUGCGUCUCGUUGAUCGCGAGACGACGAACAAAAUGCCGACGAACGAACUCGAUGCUGAUUUCACGACAAAAUCGCGAAAUCAAAGCGACAAAAUGCAGAACUUAGUUACGAGUGUAUCUAACAAUCCAGCACGAAUUGCAUCUCCUGCGAAGAGUACAACAACCGUCCAGGACACUACAACCUCGCGUCCUCAAAUUACCGCCACCAAUACAACGAUGCAGUAUUUGCAGACUACAUUGUUGACCGAAUCGAAAAAUCUAGAUCCUGUGAGCGCUUUCGAGUCGAGGAGACUUAGCAAUCAAUUGGCGAGAGCUCAGUUCCUGGCGACUGCACCUACGAGCACCAAUCAGGCGCAGAAUUCCUACUUCAAAAAGAGAUUUAGAGCGAGAUCGGAAUCACCCCAACACGCUGCGACACAAAAUGUAACGCGUAGCCCAAGUGCGCCUACUCUCGAGACGGCUCUGUGAUCUGGGAAUGUUAACUAGCACGACUAGCAUCUCGUGCAAAUGUAGAAAUUUAGCUCUUCAUUAUUGUGGUGAUUUUGUGCUCAUUUUCUCUCUCCCAAAAAUAUAUUAACAUUACUUACAUUUAGUUAAUUUCAAACAUUAGACGAUUUAAUAUUUAUAUAUUUAAUAUAUAUACAUAAUAUUAUAGACAUAUCUAUAUAAUAGAUAUGUUCUAUACAUAUAUAUUAAAUAGAUAUACAUACAUAUUAAAUAGAUAGAUAUAUUAUACAUAUAUAUUAAG